UCCCGUUUUUGACUCCUACCUUUGCUGGGGCCCUACUCCUGCUGGGGUGAUGGCCAGCCAGUUUUGCCCUCCAGCUAGAUUCAGUGACACUACACGAUUAGCGUUCCGCAUGUGUGAGGAGAAUGGCAUGUGGCAAGGACGACGCAAGAACGAAUCUGGAAACAUUGGCUGGACCAACUAUACUCCGUGUUUCCCACCUGAGGUCAUCGAGCUUCUUGAAAAGGUCAAGGAUAACACCCAAGCCAUGUUAUACAUCGCACAAAUCACCCGUUACAUUGAAAUAGUGGGCUUCACGUUUUCCUUCUUUACUUUAUCAGGAUCUCUUAAAGUACUGAUCUCUAACAGAUCCUUGCGUAAUACCCGGACGAAAAUUCAUAUAAACCUAUUUGUCGCGAUGUUACUACAGAUUAUAGUACGUCUCAUUUUAUACAUUGAUCAAGAAAUUGUGCGGAUUUACUUUGGGGGAGGCACAACUGGCACCGGCAUAGUCAAUACGCCAAUACUAUGUGAGGUGUCCUACACAUUUCUAGAGUAUGCCAUCACGGAGAUGUUCAUAUGGAUGUUCAUUGAAGGGUGGUACUUAAACAGUGUAGUCACUUCGGACGUCCUGAAGUCAGAGAUGGCAUUUACAGUUGUGUGCUCCAUCUCCUGGGUAGGCCCGUUCUUACUGACGCUCAUGUGGGCGGCUGCGACGUUUAUACACUACGCCAAGGAAGGCGCUGCAACGUGUUGGUACGGUUAUAACUUCCUUGACAUAUACUGGAUCGUGCAAGGACCACGCUUGGCCAUAAUUAUAAUUAACCUUACUUUCAUGCUCAACAUCCUUCGGGUGCUGGUGACUAGAAUGCACAGAGACAUUCACAACGAUGCGACCCGUGUCAAGAAAGGAGUGCGCGCCAUGUUUCUAUUGCUCCCACUGCUGGGCAUCACCAACGUCUUGAACAUGACAGAGGCGCCGCUCGACGGCCCGACUUGGUAUUUCGCUACGUGGAGCUACGUCACCCACUUCUUCAGAUCCUUCCAAGGGACGAUUAUAGCCGUACUGUACUGCUUCUUGAAUUCUGAGGUGCAGGCCGUGUACAUUAAAAAAUUCAACGACUGGCGGGCGCUGCGGGAAACCAGAAGAAGGCAGGGUGAUCUACGAAGGAACGGGCGUCAUCCAAAUUUGAUUUCGGCGCUUACCCAGACCAGAUGCGAGGCCACUCAGACGAGGAUCGCCAUGAGAAACGUACACCUACCGCCCACUCCGACGGCUCGACCCCGCAGUCUUGCUGAGCUGGAAAUCUCACUACCAGUUCAUGACGAAAAUAGACGCUCCACUGGCACGGACACUGGCCCUUCGAUCCUCAUCCAUUCUCGACCCUCGAGCGGAUCAGUGGGACAAACAUUGGCUACUAUCGAAAAUGAAUACGAUAGUCCGAUUGCGGCUCUUCGGAACACUACCUUCCGCCGAUCUGAUCCUGCCCUGGCCGUAUAUUCUUACAACCAGGACAUAGAGACCUGUCUUUAAAUGAUUUCCUAGAACUUACAGAUUACCUAAACAGGGUACACGGCAUCAGAAGUAGAGUAAAACAGUGCUAUGAGGCUUUCAUUUAUUUGUUUUGAUUGCUCAUAAAAUUUGUAUCUCUCUGAUGGUGUCAUGUACUCUAGUACACAUAAUAUGUUUAAAGGGAUUGUGAUUAUUGAUUUGAUAUAAAAGAAAUAUUAAUAUUUCUAUCCAACG
This is a messenger RNA of Ostrinia furnacalis (Asian corn borer), 1723 nucleotides long. RefSeq names its product neuropeptide receptor B2 (gene NGR-B2). Gene Ontology annotation, molecular function: G protein-coupled peptide receptor activity. Gene Ontology annotation, cellular component: plasma membrane. The transcript has 12 exons. Lineage: Eukaryota; Metazoa; Arthropoda; Insecta; Lepidoptera; Crambidae. Gene Ontology annotation, biological process: cell surface receptor signaling pathway; adenylate cyclase-modulating G protein-coupled receptor signaling pathway. The coding region runs from base 50 to 1510 and encodes 486 amino acids. The record is from RefSeq and is a predicted model, not a curated record.